Pelodiscus sinensis (Chinese soft-shelled turtle) is the source of this 4917-nucleotide messenger RNA. The record is from RefSeq and is a predicted model, not a curated record. Lineage: Eukaryota; Metazoa; Chordata; Testudines; Trionychidae.
UUUCCCCUUUCUUUGGUCUCUUCCUUUGCAGGCACUGGGGAAAGUGGGAAGAGCACAUUUAUCAAACAGAUGAGGAUAAUUCAUGGCUCGGGCUACUCGGAAGAGGACAAAAGAGGCUUCACCAAGCUGGUGUUCCAAAACAUCUUCACUGCCAUGCAGUCCAUGAUCAGGGCCAUGGAGACCCUGAAAAUCCUAUACAAGUAUGAACAGAAUAAGGCCAAUGCACUGCUGAUUCGGGAAGUGGAUGUCGAAAAAGUCACAACCUUUGAGCAGCCAUAUGUAAGUGCAAUUAAGACAUUGUGGAAUGACCCUGGAAUCCAAGAGUGUUAUGACAGAAGGCGAGAAUAUCAGCUCUCUGACUCUGCUAAGUACUACCUUAGUGACGUGGAUCGAAUUGCAACUCCAGGAUAUCUACCAACCCAACAGGAUGUGCUACGGGUCAGAGUUCCUACAACAGGAAUAAUAGAAUACCCCUUCGACCUAGAGAAUAUUAUCUUCAGAAUGGUGGAUGUUGGGGGUCAGAGGUCAGAACGAAGGAAGUGGAUCCAUUGCUUUGAAAAUGUGACCUCCAUCAUGUUUUUAGUAGCGCUUAGUGAAUAUGACCAAGUUCUAGUGGAAUCUGAUAAUGAGAACCGGAUGGAAGAGAGUAAAGCCCUUUUUCGGACCAUUAUUACCUACCCGUGGUUCCAGAAUUCUUCAGUCAUACUCUUCCUCAACAAGAAAGAUUUGUUGGAAGACAAAAUCCUGUACUCCCACCUUGUUGACUAUUUCCCAGAGUUUGAUGGCCCACAGAGGGAUGCUCAGGCAGCCCGGGAGUUCAUCCUGAAGAUGUUUGUGGAUUUAAACCCAGACAGCGACAAAAUCAUCUACUCUCACUUCACAUGUGCCACAGACACAGAAAACAUCCGUUUUGUCUUUGCUGCUGUGAAGGACACCAUCCUACAGCUCAACCUGAAGGAGUACAACCUGGUCUGACCUGCUCUGCCCUCGCCCCCUUUCAGGCCUCCUUGUGAAGAAAAGACAAAAGAAAAAUUUAAAAAUUACAGGAAACAAAUCUUAAUUUUUAAUGAUGUAAUGAUUGCAAAUUGUCUGAUCUGUGGAGUGGCGAAUUUGCUCAGUGUUAUCCUGGAGUCUCAUGUCUCUGUCCACAGAGUAGUUGAUUUCAUAUUUUUAAUGAAUUGCUUUUAUUUCACAGUAAACGGGGAGGGGGGAGGAAGAAUACACCUCACUCUUUGGCACCUUGUUCACCUCUUAAUUUUUGUCUUCAGCCAAGGCAGCCUCAUCUUGGGCUUUACUUUGUCGCUUAGCUGCUUUUAUUUUCUUUUUCAUUCCCAUGGUAUAUAUAGAGAUCUAUAACUUUUCUGGCCAAGAUUGUAAAUUCACUGGACUGUAGGAGUGUGGAAUGCUACUGGUCCCUUUGCCUUGUGCCAUAGGGUGCCUCUGGUGUAAUUGUUAAUCCUGCUUGCUUUUUUGUGCCCACCCUGCCCUCCCCAAGGACACGCCCCAUGGUUCACUGUGAUGAAAUGUUGGGGAGGAACAAUUGCUCUCCAUCUAUAGCAAAAAAACAAAACAAAACCCCACAACAACAAAAAAGCCAUCACUUUUUCCAUUCUUUGUAUGGUUUAGUCUGGGUUACUUUUUUAUCAAUUAUAAAAGGUAUGGAGACUGUGAUUUUUUUUUUUUAAAUUAUUGAUGUGCUAUACAUAGUUUGCUACAUAUUGCUGUAUUUUGUUUAUGGACUUUAAAUGAGGGGAGCUCUUGGAGCAAUAGCUGCUGAGCCUGGGGAGAAGUGCCUGACUGUAUUAUUCUUUUAAAAAGUAGGUUCCAUUUAUGGAAAGAAACUGAGUGGAGUGUAAAGCAUCAAGUGAGCGACUUCUCUAUGCAGCGAAGAUUAGAAGCUCACUGAGUAAUUCUGUGGCAUUGAAACAUCAAAUUGUGCCAGACUGAAGGCCCGAGGUGUCAUAUGCCACGCUCUGGUUCUCUUGCAUGCUGUGAACAGCGGGGAAGUCCUCAUUGCAUUUUGUGCUAGCUGAGUGCAUUUGUAAGAAUGCUUCAGUCCUGUCCAGCUUGCGGAUUGCCUAGAAAGGGCCAGAGUUGAGUGACAUGGACUCUGAGAUGUGGGGCGGAUUCUUACUGCUUGAAAAGAUUGUGAAAAGUUUUAAGGGACGUGGGGAGUUCUAUUGCUCUUUUCCUGCCUGUGGUCUCCCUGAUACAGAUGCUGCUGUGGUUUUACUUUAGAGGAGCCUGGAUUGUUUUUGGAACACUUGCCCAGAUAUUGCCUCUGGAGGUGCAAGGUGCAUGCAGCAGUCACUUUUGGGGUGUGGAGGGAUGGACAGACAGCAGGCUAGUAAAGAGGAAGGCAGCUGGGUUUGUUGCUACAAGUGUUACUGAAAAUAAAGAGUGUUUUGGAUUCUAGGUGCCAUGUUGAAUUCCACUGAACUGAGGGCUUCAAGGCCUUUUAUCUCAUUUUAUAGGCUUCCAGAAGCCCAGUUGAGUGAGCUCUGCUGCCUCUUGUAUCUGUCUAGAAGACUGUGAUGGCAAAACAAGAAGUAAAAAAAAAAAAAGUGGAAUCUACCCCACUUCUUGGACAUAUGUGAAUAUGGGCAACACUAAUGGUUCUAUUACAGUUUCAACAAGUGGCAUUGGGUCCAGAUUCUCUGGAUACCCCAGAUGCCCCUUCAGUGGCGUACAGACUGCUGAUGGUAGUUUGAGGCUAACACAGGCCCCAACCUGCACUGUUAAAGGGGGUGUCUGCUUUUUGUUGUCUCGUUUAUAGACAGAGCACUAAAUCGGUGUUUUGCACAAAACACAAUGAAAUCGACUUGUUCCAGAUACCUGUGAUGGAUAACACUAAGUCUGGAGUUCACACUACUUUCCAGUAGUUCUGUUUAGGGCUCCCUCAAGUUUUCCAGACUAGGAGAGGGAAGACCCUGCUGUAUUUCACAGAGCACUACAGAAGAAAGAAAGCUCUGGGAGGCGAUGCCUGGCCUUGUCAGAGUUGGUAUUAGGGACCAACAAGUAGAGCCCUAGGUCUGGCUGAGAGUAAGACAGCAGCUGCUUGUAGAAUAACUACAUUCCUGAUCCUGCCUAAUGUUUAGGAGAAACAAGGGAGGGAUUCUCUCAUAUGCCAGACAGCUUUGCACCAGUUUUACUGCAUCUUGUCUUUUUGCCAAAACGAUCUUUUGUUAGAAGUGUUCAAUGAAGAGGAUUUUAUAAUAGACGUGGGUCUGUUCUAAAUGCCCUUCUUCUGCAACAUGUAAUGUGCCAUCCUCCUGCUUCCCUGAUCUUCUGAGUGGUUCCAAUUGCCAGCAGUGGACCUGGUGCUGAGAGAUUCAGAUUCUUGCAACAAAUGUCCCAGAGGUUCCUUUCCAAGGUUUAUGAUGAUGGCUCUUCCCAUUUGAAUCUGUGCUGGCGUUGUCCUUUGACCUGCCAAGAGACGAGAUGCUGACUAGGCACAGAAGGAAGGAUCUGGCAUCAUCCAUUGUGUGGAACAGGGUGAAUUUGUCUAGCUGUGAUGAAUUCCGGAAGGAUUUUGGGCUUUGGUAAAGAUUGGAGCACAUGCUGUUUACCUUUCUGGUCAGUUGCAGCAGCAGCAGCAGUGACUUGGUCACCAGUUGGGCAUGAAGGUAAUUGGGGUGGGGAUAUCAUAUGUCAGGGCUCUCCCACAAGAUGUCAGAAAUCUCUUCUGACCUAGAGAAGGAACAGGUCAGAGCUGUGCCCAAAAUCCAGAGGUGGCUGGAUGUUGUACCAUAGAAGAGAAGGAAGCGGGGUUAGCCAGCCCCGGGUGAUGAGAGAUGUCCUGUCUGCCUUCAUCUUGGAUGGUGAAACAUUCUUGCAGAACCAGUUCUUUUUGCAUCUCUGGGGUGGACCCCAGUCAGAUGCCUGCUCUAGUGAAAGUGCCAAAUUGAAAACCAAACUUGCCUAUUUCAUCCUCUUUGGUGAUGGGGCUGGUCAGGAUUCCCCAUAAACAAGGGAUUGAAGGUUGGGACAAAAGUCUUUUGAGUAAUAGGCUGAGGAAAGAGCCUGUUGUCCAAGCUCAGUUCAUAGUGCACUUUCUUUUGUCCUGAAGAAACUGGCCUGCCUCCAACAGGCCAACUGCGAGUCGUUCUAAACUGUACAGUGGAGAGAGCCGUGGGGGUGGGAGGUGGGGUGAAGAUCAUUCUGAUUUCCUUGCAUCAUUCCAUAAGGAUCAAUCCUAUGGCGAGCAACUGCCCCUCCGUGCUUCAGCAUGUUGGGUUGCUCCAGCCCUACUGCCUGUUUCCCUUUCUCCUAGAAUCGGAGUCUUGGUCUGCUGUUGUUGCUUCCUAGUGAUGUUGGCAUUACCUUUCGCUAUGGGGUUUUUCCACGUGUUUUAUUACUUGGUAAUUUUUUAAAAAUGUGCUUUCGGAGUGUGCUGACCAUCGUAUUGUACUAUACAGAACCCAGGUUGUUAGAGUCCAGCAGAGGUAAAGUCUGUAAUGCAGCCCCCAGUUUUAAAAGUAUGGUUUGUGCCAAUGCCCUUUCUUUAGUAGUGCCAGAGACUCUUGACAAGUGCCAAUGUGGCGGAAAUUAUUUGGUUAUACUUGUAUAUUAUAGGAUCCUGAUUUAAACAUUAUCCUAUUUAAAAAGAUACUAUAUAAAAUUCUGUUUUUAAACCUUGUCAUUUGAAAUGCAUGUAUUGUUGUGCGUGUUGGGAUGGGGGUGGGGGGAAAGAGGAUUGGGAAAAGGAGUUUCUGAAUAAGUUGCCCAGUGCUAGGGUCCGUUCAGGCUCCGGGCUCUUCCAGUCUAGGGGAGUGACCAUUUCUUGGAACAGUCCUACUCUGGCUCCUGGGCACCGACCCUUAUUACAGAAAUACCUGAUGGAAAUUGAUUUUCAUAUCUUUCUCCUAAAAUAAAUUCUCUGUUUGAAAUUGGAAUAAAUUUUGUUCCUAAAACCUG